UUGCCGCAGUAGCCUUUGAAAACUAUGCUCUUCACCAACUCUGAGACAGACUCUUCGUUGAUGUCAACAUGAACCCCAAUUGCCAGACGGACAUCAACAGUGCCGAGUGCCAGAAAUGGAUGAGGGAAGUGUGCGCCCAUUGCAGGGAGCUGUUCGCCCGGGAGGCCACCGACAAGUGGGCCGCCUGGUGGCACGAUGCGACGCCAGCCUUGUUCAAGGAUGUGCCGGACAUGACCGUCUACGACUGCAACAAGCUGAAGCAUCUGCUGGAGCUGGAGGUGGCUGCCAUAAGGCCACCAGAGGUACCCAUGCAAUUUCCAGAGUUCACGUGGUGGCAAAAGGCAUUGCUGAUCUCCGUUUAUAUUGGCAUUCUUGUGCUGAUGGUGCUGAUGUGUCGCUACUGGAGAAGGGGGCGACGUGUCAGGGUGCAGAGCAUGGACGAGGAGAAGGCGGGCCCUCAGCGGCCGAUAAAUAAAACGCCUCCACAGUCUGAACAAAAGACACAAGCGCCUCCGUCAACGCCGCCGGCGCCGCAUCCGCAGCACGAAGAUGUACAAAAGCCAAACAAAUCGAGGCACACCUUUAAGGCCUGGAUGCGGCACAGAUGCCGUCCAAUCUUCGUACACAACGAGGCUUCACUGCGCCGUCAGCAGGCCAAGUACAAGGCGAACGAACUGAUCAGGGAAGCCCACAACCAGCAGAACAUUGAGAAAUGGACGAGAGCACGCGAGGAAGUCGAAAAGAGGCGGCAGGAAAGAAAGGAUAGCUUGGCCAUGGAUAGUAAGCGGAAGGACACACAGCAUUUAGAUGAGAAUCAACACAAACAUUUUAUUGCAAUUUAUUUGUGACUUAGUAACUCUGAGAUGGACAAAGUCGAAAGAAAGACCAGCCGAGAAUUUACCCAGAUUAGGACAUGACGAGAGCGCGAUGUAUCUUUCAGUACUGGGAAACACUGGGACAUUACUGAUAAACAAACAAACAAAUAUAUUUAUUGAAAUUCAUUUGAAUCUAAAUCUGCCUUCAUUAUGUUGGAAGACUGUCAACAUGAAACCCUCAAUUCAUACUGAAUAAAAAUAAUAAUAAUUAAUA
Messenger RNA from Drosophila virilis, 1089 nucleotides. RefSeq lists its product as uncharacterized. NCBI's taxonomy places the organism in Eukaryota, Metazoa, Arthropoda, Insecta, Diptera, Drosophilidae. The record is from RefSeq and is a predicted model, not a curated record.